AUGCAAAGAUUAAGCUCGUUCGCGCGGUCACUUAGUGGGGGUGGGAAGACUAAUGGAACCGCGAACUCAGACUCGAUUCCACAAAAUCAAACAAUAUUUCAAGGGUUUGAAUGGCAUCUGCCCGGUCCCGAGAAGCCAGAGCAACCCUCCCACUGGACUCUUCUCAAACAACUUUUACCCCAUCUGUCCGCACUAGGUGUAUCUCACAUAUGGUUACCGCCAGGUUGUAAAUCAACCAACGUCCACGACAAUGGGUACGGCAUUUACGAUCUGUGGGAUUUAGGUGAAUUUGAAGCCAAAGGUAGCCGCCGAACCAAAUGGGGAGUUCGCAAGGAAUUGGACGAUCUUUGCAAGGAAGCCAAUUGCCUCGGUAUCGCGGUUCUUUGGGACGCGGUCUUGAAUCACAAGGCCGCUGCAGAUGGCAAAGAGACCUCAAAUGGAAUCAAAGUGGAUCCUCGAGAUAGAAACAGGCAUAUCUCUCCCCAAAAGGAGCUCGAGACUUGGACGUCCUUCGAUUUCCCUGCUCGUGAAAAUCAAUAUUCCAACAUGAAAUAUAAUUGGAAGCACUUUUCUGGAGUGGACUAUGACUCCCGCACCAAGGACCAUGGCAUAUUUAGGUUUGUUGAGAAAGGCGAACAUGGAAACACCGAAUGGGCGCAAGAUGUAAGCCACGAGCUGGGAAACUACGACUAUCUGAUGUUCGCCGACCUGGACCACUCGCAUCCAGAGGUCCGCAAGGACAUAUUUGAUUGGGGAACUUGGAUUACCUCCGCUCUGGGCCUGGGAGGCAUGCGUUUGGAUGCAAUCAAACAUUACUCCUUGUCCUUUCUAAUUGAUUUGAUCUCGCACUUGGACCUUCAAAACAAGGAUUUGUUCUUUGUAGGUGAAUAUUGGGUGGCCGACUCGAAAAUUCUUCAAAACGUCUUGCGAGCAUUCAAUGGUCGAAUCAGCCUUUUCGACGUCCAACUGGUGUACAACUUGAGUGACUAUUCACAAGGCCGCAAUACCGAUCUAAGGAGACUAUUGGAAGGGUCUCUAUCAGAGCUGGAUCCCCAACAUGCUGUGACCUUUGUUGCAAAUCAUGAUACCCAGGAAUCCCAAUCACUGGCUGCGCCCGUCGACGAGUGGUUCGUCCCGUUGGCAUACUCUUUGAUUCUUCUCAGGCAAAAUUGCGGGAUUCCGUGUGUAUUCUGGGGCGAUGUAUUCGGCAUCAAUGGCCCAAGGCCUCGAUUGCCGGCGUGUGGUGGUAAACUAGCUCGCUUGAUUGCCGCCAGGAAGCUGUAUGCGUACGGUGCGCAAAUUGAUUACUUCGACUCCGUAGAUUGUAUUGGCUGGACGAGGAUGGGGCAUCCUUCAAAAGCAAACGGGGCUGGUCUCGCUGUUAUUAUGACUAAUAGUUGGGAUAGGAGGACGAAGCGGAUGAGUGUAGGCCCAGGACACGCAGGCCAGAGUUGGAGGGAUAUCCUUGGUUGGGAAGAUCGAUCUGUAUUGAUAGAUGGGAAAGGCUACGGAGUAUUUCCAGUUGGUCACCGAUCUGUUGGCGUCUGGACUGAUGAGCGGGCAACGGGCUUCGACAAGUUGAAGGAGUUCGUAUUUCCUCGGGUCGUAUAG
Molecule: messenger RNA, 1611 nt
Organism: Exophiala mesophila
Lineage: Eukaryota; Fungi; Ascomycota; Eurotiomycetes; Chaetothyriales; Herpotrichiellaceae
Exons: 5
Coding region: 1-1611 (536 amino acids)
Biological process (GO): carbohydrate metabolic process
Molecular function (GO): hydrolase activity, hydrolyzing O-glycosyl compounds; calcium ion binding
Source: RefSeq, a predicted model, not a curated record